GUCCAGAGGUGCUGCUGGUGAAGGAGGAGGGUUGUGAGGAGGGUCUGGGGAACCCUGAGGGCACCAUGAUGAUGGAGGACAACCAGACUACACCUCCUCCUGAACCCACAGAGGAACCAGCUGAGCAGCACAGGACCACACACAGUCUCACUGAGUCAGUAGACAUGGAGGAUGGGAAGCCUGAUCUGCUGCUAGUCAAAGAGGAGACCUUAGAAGACGAACCAGAGAGCAUUGAUCUGCUGAGUGGACUAAAGAUGAGGGAGCAAGUUGGCUGGAGGCUAACAGAGGAGACUGGGUGGCCAUCUUGGACUCCCAGAUCCAGAUGGGUGCAGCCAAGGGCCCAGGGGACAUCAUCACCGAGCAGGCCAGGACCAAAGGCGACUUAGUGGAGGCCAGGGGAUGGGACAGUGUCCUCAACUCUGGGCUGGGGAAAAACACUGUUAACCACAACCAGAAACAGACAAUUGAAUGCAAAACAACAACCAAACUUAGUCUCCAAGACAACAGACUGGCUGAGACCAGAGCAAGGCGUCGAUUUGGUCUACGGGGAUGGGGAGGUGUUGGUAUGCGGCGGGAGAGAACAGACACAGACUCGGCUAGUGAUGCUCCAUCCUGCUCCUAUAGUUGCAAUUCAGAGAGACUGAUAGCACCUCAGGUUAACUCCCUAACAGGUGCUGCCUUCAGCCUGCCUUCUAUAGGAUCUAUCAACUGGAACAUGGACCCUGCGACAACACAGACACUCCCUGGCCUUCGUCCUCACACUCUCCUAAUGUUAAACCAGACCUCAGACAAUGCCAGUGCCUCAACACUAAAUGGCUACACAAGCCCACUGACAAAUGAGAGUAGCAGAGACGGAAUCAGCAAAGGUGGCAGGGCCAAAGAGAAGCGCUUCCCGUGUUCAUUCUGUGGGAAAGCCUUCAGUUUCCCCAAACAGGUGGAGAUCCACCAGAGGAUGCACACGGGGGAGAAACCGUUUAGCUGCCACCUGUGCCGGGCCAGUUUCUCGGACUCGUCAAACCUGAAGAGGCACCAGAGGGUCCACACAGGGGAGAAACCCUACAGCUGCCCCCAGUGUGAGAAGAGGUUCUCCCACCAGCACCAACUAAAGAUGCACCUGAAGGUCCACACGGGAGAGAGGCCGUUUGCCUGUACACACUGUGGGAAGAGGUUCUCAGAGAGGAGCUACCUCAGGAUACACCAGCAGAAAAUGCACACCGCCCAUGUAUAGUGACAUGUAAUGUAGUACUAUGUAUGUUUGUAGUCAAUUGUUGUUUUUGGAUUUAGUUGGAAACUGGAUGAGGUGAACUGAGGAAAGAAUGAGUAUGAUGAGGCAGAGUAGAUGAUACAGUGCCUUGCGUAAGUAUUCAUCCCCUUGGCAUUUUUACUAUUUUGUUGCCUUACAAUCUGGAAUUUAAAUUUAAAAAAUUGUGGGUUUGUAUCAUUUGAUUUACACAACAUGCCUACCACUUUGAAGAUGCAAAAUAUUUUUUCUUGUGAAACAAACAAGAAAUAAGACAAAACUGAACUUGAGCGUGCACAACUAUUCACCUCCCCCAAAAUCAAAACUUUGUAGAGCUACCUUUUGUAACAAUAACAGCUGCAAGUCUCUUGGGGUAUGUCUCUAUAAGCUUGGCACAUCUAGCCACUGGGAUGUUUGCCCAUUCUUCAAGGCAAAACUGCUCCAGCUCCUUCAAGUUGGAUGGGUUCUGCUGGUGUACAGCAAUCUUUAAGUCAUACCACAGAUUCUCAAUUGGAUUGAGGUCUGGGCUUUGACUAGGCCAUUCCAAGACAUUUAAAUGUUUUCCCUUAAACCACUCGUGUUGCUUUAGCAGUAUGCUUAGGGUCAUUGUCCUGCUGGAAGGUGAACCUCCGUCCCAGUCUCAAAUCUCUGGAAGACUGAAACAGGUUUCCUUCAAAAAUGUCCCUGAAUGUAGCGCCAUCCAUCAUCUCUUCAAUUCUGACCCGUUUCCCAGUCCCUACCAAUGAAAAACCUCCCCACAGCAUGAUGCUGCCACCACCAUGCAUCACUGUGGAGAUGGUGUUCUCCAGGUGAUGAGAGGUGUUGGGUUUACGCCAGACAUAGCGUUUUCCUUGAUGGCCAAAAAGCUAUAUUUGUCUCAUCUGACCAGAUGUUUGGGGAGUCUCCCACAUGCCUUUUGGCGAACACCAAACGUGUUUGCUUAUUUCUUUCUUUAAGCAAUAGCUUUUUUCUGGCCACACUUCG
Salmo salar (Atlantic salmon) is the source of this 2224-nucleotide messenger RNA. Lineage: Eukaryota; Metazoa; Chordata; Actinopteri; Salmoniformes; Salmonidae. The record is from RefSeq and is a predicted model, not a curated record.